AGUCCAGUCCUGACCACAAUGCUGUCAGGUUUCUUCUGACUUGCGCAGGACACCUCGGGUCUCGGCGAGAAUCGCGAGAUGCCGGCCCACUGCAGUGUUGGAAAAAUUCGGUCGCCGCCAUCUUUUUCAAGGUUCCGCAUUGCAAAUAUUUUCAUAACAGAUGUCACCAUUGGAGCCGGACUGACAUUUAAAAUUCAUUAAAGCCAAACAGCCAAAUUCCUAGGUUUUGAUUUUUGAUUUGUUCUUUAUUUUUUAAAUUAGUUUCCUUUUUUUUAAUUUUCGAGCGCCGAGGCUCACACACACACCCACCCACACACACACAACCCUUGCUUGGCGCCUGCUAGUGAGCGCAUCCCCGGAUUCCGGUCUCACGGAAAGGCCCGCGGCCACUCCGCGAGGCAGAAUGCGCCCAGGGCCUCUGGGAGGCACUCAGAUUAAGUCAGCGCGUCCUUCAUCCGCCACAGAUAUCCAGUUUUGAAUUAAAACCGACAUUAGAGAUGCAAGGAUUCCAGGAUAUUGAAAUUUUGCUGCGUGUGCCCAUGAUGAAAUACACAAUUUUUUCCAUCUUAACCGUAUACCCCGGAAGACCGCUACAGUGAACUGGGUGUUUACUGUAAAUGUAGAAAUAGUACUCAUAAAAUGCUUAGAUGACGGAUUUUUAAACAGGGGAUAAGGACUAGGACUAUGAUCCGGAUGAAAACGGGUUAACUAUGCAUAAAAUGGCGGUUGUUUAAAGUGUAAAGAACUUUCGCUUCCAAACGCCAUUUUAUGUAUCCAAACAGGAGAAAGUCCAAGAAUAAUAUGACUAAUGUGUUUAUACACCAUCCUUGAAUGUGUGAAGAAUUGUCAGUAAAACUCGAAAACAGAUUUUUUGUUUUUUUAAAGGGGGCUGGGCUGCUAAUGGAAAUUAGCCAAUCGGAAAUCUAUCGGGGCACUUCCGGAAUUUAGCAGCCGAUGACUAACAGGGAAUGCCCACAAUCCAAUCAGAGUGAUUCCGUCCUGUAUAAAUAUAGGAGCAAAAUUUCCGGACAAAUCUCUUUAUUUAGCUGAGAAGUCAUGGCUCGUACCAAGCAGACCGCUCGCAAGUCCACCGGCGGCAAGGCGCCGCGCAAGCAGCUGGCCACCAAGGCGGCCCGCAAGAGCGCGCCCGCCACCGGCGGCGUGAAGAAGCCGCACCGCUACCGGCCCGGCACGGUGGCCCUGCGCGAGAUCCGGCGCUACCAGAAGUCCACGGAGCUGCUGAUCCGCAAGCUGCCGUUCCAGCGGCUGGUGCGCGAGAUCGCGCAGGACUUCAAGACGGACCUGCGCUUCCAGAGCUCGGCCGUGAUGGCGCUGCAGGAGGCGUGCGAGGCCUACCUGGUGGGGCUCUUCGAGGACACCAACCUGUGCGCCAUCCACGCCAAGCGCGUCACCAUCAUGCCCAAGGACAUCCAGCUGGCUCGCCGCAUCCGCGGGGAGAGGGCGUAAAUUGUUUUCUCUUUCCGACUUUAAACCCAAAGGCUCUUUUCAGAGCCAAUUACCUGGUCUAUGAAAGACGUUGUAAUGCUUUAGAGUCAUCGAUAGAGGGCGAACUUGGCCCUCUUCUGGGAAACCUUUCUGGAGCUUUUCGUGGAGUUAACCUCCAUUAAAAAAAAAAGAAAACUGUUCAUUUGAAGUCUUAAGUUGUAGGAACUAGGUCCACGGUUUUACCUUGAACACCAGUUUGUCCUAUUUUACGCAGUUCCGGUACAUUUGGGUGUAGCUAAACUUUUGGUCUACACUACGGUGCCCUUGCUCAGCAGAACUGAGGCCAAGCUCGCUAGAAAGGGCCAGAACCUGUUGAGGCUGUACAGGGAAUAUAUUACCACCCCUAAAACGGAGCCAAGGUUUAGGUUAUUAGCUGGAGCACUCAAAGGGGAGACUCCUGGCCGUGAAAGUUGCUAAGAACUUUGUGGCGGUCUUUGCCCAGGUCUUCUCUACAAGAGCAAAAGCAAACCCACAAGAGCUACUGAGUGAGUCUCUGUGAAAGAAAGGAAGAAUGCAGGUUUGUGAGCGUUUUUAGCUGUUUUCCUAAAUUCUCUAUCUUAAUCUCUAAAUCAGAUCUCAUGAAAGUACCUCAUAUUUGUCACUAAAACAUGAAAAUCUGCUGGAACGAAGUUUGAGAGCUCUCGCAGAAAAUACACUGUCUCCUCUUCUCAUUCAUACAAAACAGCAAUAUUAUACUAUUCUGUAUUAAACAGAUAACUCCUUCCCAUGGAAGUAACAGAUUCCUAUUCCAAACUGCUAGCUGAAGGGAAAGGAAAUCACGAAUUUUGUUCACAAACUGUACAAGCUGUUAUUUGGAAAUGUGGAAAAGUCGUUACUCAUUAGGAUACUGUUUGGAAGGAUUUUAUAUCUAUUCAAACUCGAGCAAAUUUGAGUUUCAAGAUGGGUGAGGGAACUUUAACUACAAAAUUGAGAGGUUUCUGUUAAUUUCUUCUUCAAUGGGCUGUUUCUUCUUGAGCACUAGGAAAAGGGGUGGUAAGUUUAACAGAAACAAGGCUAUAAAUAAGUAUGGGACCAUUGUAAAUCCUAGGGGUUUUAUAGAAGAAAUCUUUGUUUUUAGAAGUCUGACAGACAUUGAGAUUCAGGUGCUGGGACCUGGGGAGUCUGUGUCCACAUAUGAAAAAAAAAAAGCUCAAUUAUUCAUAAUUCCAAUAAUGGAGUGUUAGAUAUUUCUAGUAUUAGAUUUUUUAUUCUUGUUGCAUAUAUGAAUAAUUUAUUUCACUUUAUUACUGAAUAGUAUUCUAUUGCAUGGCUGCACCAGGAUUUGUUUCUUUCUUCACCCAUUGAUAGGCAUCAGGUUUUCCCAGUUUAUGGUGGUUACAAAUAAAGCGGUGAUGAACAUUUGUGUAUAAA
This is a messenger RNA of Sus scrofa (pig), 2877 nucleotides long. RefSeq names its product H3 clustered histone 6 (gene H3C6). Gene Ontology annotation, cellular component: nucleosome. NCBI's taxonomy places the organism in Eukaryota, Metazoa, Chordata, Mammalia, Artiodactyla, Suidae. Gene Ontology annotation, molecular function: DNA binding; protein heterodimerization activity; structural constituent of chromatin. The record is from RefSeq and is a predicted model, not a curated record.